This is a messenger RNA of Lytechinus variegatus (green sea urchin), 1266 nucleotides long. Its product is annotated as leucine-rich repeat-containing protein 4-like. Gene Ontology annotation, molecular function: protein binding. Gene Ontology annotation, cellular component: membrane. NCBI's taxonomy places the organism in Eukaryota, Metazoa, Echinodermata, Echinoidea, Temnopleuroida, Toxopneustidae. The transcript has 12 exons. Bases 1 to 1266 code for a protein of 421 amino acids. The record is from RefSeq and is a predicted model, not a curated record.
AUGAAUGGACUGACACCGGAAGAGGGCAGAGUGGAGGUUCGCAUCAAUGGAACUUGGGGUACUCUCUGCGACAACGGCUUUGACAUCAACGACGCCCAUGUCAUCUGCCGAAGUCUUGGCCUAACCGGGGCACUUGGUACCACACCAUUGUCGGAGUUUGGACCAAGUUCUUUGAAUAUACACGCGAUUGAUCUCCAGUGCAACGGGAACGAAACUGACAUCUCGGAAUGUCCCAGGAGAGAACUUAAGAUCCAGACAAUGGGAUGCAACUCAUUUUUCAACGAGGCUGGUGUAAGAUGCUCAGAUUGUCGGGAUAUCAAUCCUAGCUGUGAAGAAUGGGCCAGGCAGGGAGCUUGCGAGUCUUACCCUUCAGAGGUCCUGCCCGUUUGUCAGACUAGCUGCCACCAGUGUACCCUACUCAACAUAAAUGAUUCAGCAUCAGCUCUCACGGAAGAAGAAACGUGUGUGGCAGGACAUUGCUUCCUGGAUUCCAACAAUGCCCAAAAUUGUAUACCAGCUGUGGAUGUAUGUGGUGUUACAGGGUGGUAUCAAGGGGUGUUAUGUGUACCAACUCCGAUUGCCGGCGUUCCGUCAUCCAUGCGAUGCAUGGAUUUGACAACUGAACGAACAAGGACCACUCUAUCUCCGUUGAAAUCGGUAGAAAAAUUGAGAUGGAGAAUGAAGGGGCUCAGUCGUUCAACGGUGGAAGCCAACCUGAAAAUAGAAGAAGCUCUAAUGAAACUAAUCGGCUAUUUCGCGUACAUUCAGCGUUACAAUUUAGAACUGCAUCCAGAGCAAAUAUUAGCCCGACAGAGACAGGAUACAGUCUUAUUUCUUUAUAAUACGAGUUUAGUCUCCAUCGAAGCAAACACCUUCACUGGAUUUCCGAACCUUCUGACACUAAUCUUAGGUUCGAACAAGAUACAGAAGAUCAGGAAUACAGCUUUCACUGGUUUACACAAAUUGCAACAUAUGAAUAUUCAAUGGAGCGAGCUAUCUUCGAUUGAAAAAGGCACAUUUACACAUUUGAACAGUCUUCUUUACUUGGAACUCUUUGGGAACCACUUAGAAUACUUGCAACCUGGCGUGUUUACUGGAUUGAGCAAUCUUCGAGAACUAGGUCUACACCUCAAUAGGAUCCAAGGCAUCGACAAGGGGGUUUUCGACGGACUGAAGGAAUUAGAAUUCUUGUAUCUGUAUGAAAAUCAAAUCAGCCAUCUAGAUGUUGGGGCAUUUUCUGAUCUUGAAAACCUUAAAAUAUUGUAA